Molecule: messenger RNA, 1857 nt
Organism: Neohortaea acidophila
Lineage: Eukaryota; Fungi; Ascomycota; Dothideomycetes; Mycosphaerellales; Teratosphaeriaceae
Product: pyridoxal phosphate-dependent transferase
Exons: 3
Coding region: 1-1857 (618 amino acids)
Biological process (GO): molybdopterin cofactor metabolic process
Molecular function (GO): molybdenum cofactor sulfurtransferase activity
Source: RefSeq, a predicted model, not a curated record
AUGGAAGAAUGGCGGGCUCGCGAGUAUCCGCAGUUGAAGGGAAAGACAUAUCUAGACCACGGAGGCGCUACACUGUACGCGCGAUCCCUCAUCGAGGAGUUCUCCGCCGACCUUAUCUCGAACCUGUAUGGAAAUCCCCACUCGGCCUCGUCCCCAUCUGCCGUCUCCGGGCACCGUGUCGACGCAAUACGAGAGCGCACCUUACGCUUCUUUGGCGCGAACCCCCACGAUUACGAUCUCGUCUUUGUCGCCAACGCUACCGCCGCCGUGAAGAUGGUGAUUGACUGCUUCAAAGACUUUGCCGCCUCCACCAACACUCCCGUGUGGUACGGCUAUCACAAAGACGCCCACACCUCCUUGGUCGGCGUGCGGGAACUGGUCAAAAUGCACCGCUGCUUCACAAACGACAACGAGGUGGAAUGCUGGAUCAACAGUGGCGGCUUCGGCGGCCCUCGCUCGCGCCAGCUUGGCUUGUUUGCCUUUCCCGGCCAGUCCAACAUGACUGGCCGCCGCUUGCCGCUCAGCUGGUGUGGCCGAAUCCGAAAGUUGUUCCACAAAGCCGCCACUUACACCCUCCUUGACGCUGCCGCGCUCGCAACAACUGCGCCCUUGGAUUUGUCCGACCCCGCCACCGCUCCCGAUUUCGUUGCUCUUUCCUUUUACAAAAUCUUUGGGUUUCCCAAUAUCGGCGCCCUGAUCGUGCGCAAGGACUCUGCGCAUGUCUUGGCGCAGCGAAGGUUCUUUGGCGGCGGCACGGUGGACAUGAUCAUCGCGGUACAUGACACAUGGCACGCCAUGAAAGAAACGUCCAUCCACGAUCGGCUCGAGGACGGGACGCUACCUUUCCAUUCCAUCUUCGCUUUGGACCACGCCAUGAACGUCCAUGAACGCUUGUACGGCCCGGAUCCAAUGAAAUUCAUCUCUCAACACACCGCACAGCUUGGCAAGCUGUUGUACGACGGCAUCAGCUCGUUGAUGCAUGACAACCGAUUGCCGGUUUGCCGCAUCUACAAGGACGAGCAAGCAGUCUACGGCGAUCCUGCCGUGCAAGGCGCGACGAUCGCCUUCAAUGUUCUCCGAUCGGACGGAAGCCUGGUCGGGUACGAAGAGGUCGAGGAGGCGGCGGACGAGCGAAACAUCUUUGUCCGCAGUGGCUCACUAUGCAACCCUGGAGGUGUAGCCACGUACCUCAACUGGUCGCCGGCGGAAAUGAAGGCGGCCUACGCUGCUGGCCAUCGCUGCACAAACCCCACUCAGAUCAUGUUCGGUCGAGCGACGGGCGUGGUGCGGGUGAGUCUGGGCGCGAUGAGCACCGCAGGCGACGUCAGGGCGUUGAUUCAAUUCCUGGAGGACGUGUACGUUGAGCGCGAAGGACAGCCGCUGGCAGCCGUUGCACAGGCUGCACAGAUGGCCCGCACCGUGCAAUUGCCCGCGGGUGCAAGACCGCCCUCCCCCGCCACCCCGGUCUCUCCCACAGAUGUCAUGGCCUCUCCUACCCGCCAUGACUUCAGACCGGCCUCAACCGGACAACACUCUCCCCACAAACUCAACGGCAUCGACAGCCCUCUGUGGGACGCAACGCCGGACUCGGCAAUCGUCAUGCCGGAACGACCGCGCUUCAUCCCCUCCGAAUACACGCAACGCUACAAGCCGUGGGAAGAAGCGAUACGAAAGACAAACUACACGCACGUCGCCAACGUCACCCAAGUCCGCGAAGUCGUCGUAGAUGGCGGCGGCGGCACAACCCCGCUCUCUCGCAACCCGCCCAGCGUCAAGGCACGCAAGUUCGGCAGAAGCGUGGUGAACCUGUUGCGGAACAAGCCUUCUUAUCAAGAUCCACUGCCGGUGUCCCGAUGA